Molecule: messenger RNA, 1881 nt
Organism: Penicillium concentricum
Lineage: Eukaryota; Fungi; Ascomycota; Eurotiomycetes; Eurotiales; Aspergillaceae
Product: monooxygenase
Exons: 6
Coding region: 1-1881 (626 amino acids)
Biological process (GO): 3-(3-hydroxy)phenylpropionate catabolic process
Molecular function (GO): FAD binding; 3-(3-hydroxyphenyl)propionate hydroxylase activity
Source: RefSeq, a predicted model, not a curated record
AUGGCUUCUCAUGAUAAGUGGGAGACCACAGACGUAUUGAUAUGCGGCUGUGGCCCUACCGGAGCUAUGCUGUCGGCGUAUCUGGGGAGACUGGGCGUUCGAAAUAUCGUCCUAGAAAAAGAACCCACUAUAACCACGGAUCCUCGUGGGAUUGCCCUCGACGAUGACGGAAUUCGGUUGAUGCAAGGCCUUGGCCUUUACGAGCACAUCUUCACGGAGAUUGGGUCCUGCAUUCCAAAGAUUCGAUUCGUCAGUGGCGUACAUCAGAACCUACACGCCAAACCGUUCCUUCAUUUCGAUUCAGCUUCCACAGAGGGAAAUACCGGCCAUGUCGGCGUGCUUGCUCACAAGCAGCCAGUCCUGGAGAAAUACCUCCGAGCGGCCAUGGACCAGUUUGAUAUCUCCCAACUGCGAAGUAGUUGCACAUUGACUUCCAUCACCGAGGAUGCGGGGUGGGUAUACGCGACCUACACCAAUGAAUCCGGUACCGAGAAAAGAACCCGAGCACGAUUCCUGGCCGCAGCAGAUGGAAAGACAGGGUUCACACGCAAGAUGUACCUAGAGCCAAAGGGGAUCAAGUUAGAGUGGGCCGAGCAAACAAGAUACGAAGAGACCUGGGUGGCUCUCAACUGGAAAAUGCACCUUCCGACAAAGGAGACGCACCCUUCAUUCCCAUUGUGGGAUCUUGGAUAUACACCAGAUGAAGUGUACGACCUUUUUUUCCCAGCCGACUUCCGUUUCCUCUGCAACCCCAGCCGUCCGGCUGUAUGUGGCCGAUUUGGUCGCCCGGAAGACCGACUCUGGCGCUUUGAGUUUGUCAUUACCUCCGAUGAGGAUGGUACGGAAAUGGCUGGGCGGGACAAAGUCAGAGAAGUCGUUUACCCUUAUUUGACGCAUUCUGGUAGUCGUUAUGGACUCGCUGAGGAUGUCGAGUACCCGGAGGACUGCAUCGAUGUUUUGCGAUCGAGGCCUUUUCGGUUCUCUGCGAGGAGUUGCAACAAAUGGGCCCUCGGACGGGUGAUUCUGUGUGGUGAUGCGGCUCACGUAUUUCCGCCAUUCGGAGGGCAAGGAAUUACGUCCGGGUUUCGAGAUGCUAUUUCCCUCGCUUGGCGCCUCGGUAUCGCAUGCUCAUCUCCUCAACUAGACUAUGAAAGCCUUUUCACCGGCUGGUAUCUCGAACGGAAACAACAACUCGACAAAUCACUUGGCUCUACCAUUCGAAAUGGAGAUAUGGUCAAUGGGAAAAGCCUGCUACACAUUCUAAUUCGCAACUGGGGCAUGUGGUUCCUCCAGCUUAUUCCUAGCUGGAAACACUGGCUUGAGCAGGGCCCGCGAGGUGAUGGUCCGACUCGGUACACCCACUCAGCAGGGAUGCCAUUCAUGCCGGAGUUCGAUGGCGGGCUCUGCUUCCCGCAGACAUAUUGCAUCGCUCUGGAUCCAGAUGCGAAUGUGCAGUUUACGGACGAUGUCAUUUUCCGGAGUGGGAAUGUAUUUCAACUCGUUGUCUUACUGAAUGGCCUCCAUGAACUGGAUGCUGCGCUAGAAGAUCUUGACGAGAUUUUUCAGAUGGGGUUGCUGUCGGCGGAUGAUGCUACCUUCUUUGUUCCUCGUAUUUCGAACACCAAUUAUGCAGCGCAUAAGCAGGCGGAUAGGUGGCACCGGGUAUUUCGUACCGCCACGGGCGAAGAGUUCGCACAAUCCUCACUAUGCGCUGAUCGUCCCGUACCUCGAGGAUAUGACGAGGACCUCAUGUGGAAGAGCGUUGGCGCAAAGCGGUACGUCAUUGUGAGAAUGGAUCGUUUUGUUUUUGCGGCAUGCAAUACCAAGGCCGACUUGGCCAAAGUCACUUCUAGCCUGGCCAGGAUCUUUGGAAAUCAGUGA